Mycena indigotica is the source of this 2406-nucleotide messenger RNA. RefSeq names its product Chloride channel protein. Gene Ontology annotation, cellular component: Golgi apparatus; endoplasmic reticulum; membrane. The transcript is spliced from 19 exons. Gene Ontology annotation, molecular function: voltage-gated chloride channel activity. The coding region runs from base 37 to 2406 and encodes 789 amino acids. Gene Ontology annotation, biological process: intracellular copper ion homeostasis; intracellular iron ion homeostasis; transmembrane transport. NCBI's taxonomy places the organism in Eukaryota, Fungi, Basidiomycota, Agaricomycetes, Agaricales, Mycenaceae. The record is from RefSeq and is a predicted model, not a curated record.
GUUGGCUAUUCCCAUUGCUCUUCAAGUUGCCAUUCCAUGACCGAGCGGCGGCGCAGUCUCUUGCGGAAUGACGCGCUUGACGAUGACGAGCUCGAACAGAUUCGCCGAUACGAGGAUUUUCGGACAAUAGACUGGAUACAGGACUCGCGUCUUGAACGCAACCGAAGAAUACGAGAAACGCGAAAUUUAUAUGCACCUCGCCGCGGUCCUCGAGGCGAAGUGACCGUGUCGUGGCUUUGGACCCAAACACGUCGGCUGCUCAAUGCGGGCCAGUCGUGGUUUGUCGUUUCGCUCGUUGGCGUAUGCAUCGGGCUCAACGCAGCGAUAAUCUCCAUUGUCACCGAAUGGCUGUCGGACAUAAAGAUGGGGUACUGCCACGACGGGUGGUGGCUGAACCAGCAGUUUUGCUGCUGGGAAAUUGACGACGAAAACAUAGACGGGUGCAACUCAUGGCAUCCCUGGAGCACGGUUGGCAUUGCGCGGUGGACUAUUUAUGUCCUGUUUGCGGCGAUGUUCUCAUUCGUCGCGGCCCACUUGGUGCGCUCACUCGCCAAAUACGCGGCUGGCUCCGGCAUUUCGGAAAUCAAAUGCAUAUUGGCUGGAUUCGUUAUGCAGGGGUUUUUGGGUUUUAUGACGUUCUUCGUAAAGAGCAUAGCUCUGCCACUUGUAAUCGCAUCCGGGUUGUCCGUGGGCAAGGAGGGACCUUCGGUGCAUGUUGCCUGUUGCAUUGGCUCUUUGGUUGCUGGAAUGUUUGUGAAAUUCAGGCGGAGUCAAGGCAAAAUGCGUGAAGUCAUUACCGCCGCCAGCGCGGCUGGAGUUGCCGUUGCCUUCGGUUCGCCCAUAGGAGGGGUACUCUUCUCGAUAGAGGAAAUGAGCUCGACCUUUAGCAUCAAGACGAUGUGGCGAAGCUUUUUUUGUGCACUUAUGGCGACCUUCACGCUUUCCGCCAUGAAUCCGUUCAGAACUGGAAAACUUGUAUUGUUCCAAGUUACAUAUGACCGCGACUGGCAUUUCUUUGAGAUCAUGUUCUUCAUUGUACUGGGGAUUUUUGGUGGUCUUUAUGGUGCAUUUGUCGUCAAGUUUAACCUCCAGGUUGCGGCUUUUCGACGGAAGCACCUUGUUAAUCAUGGUGUGGCCGAAGCUGUUUUGCUGGCGUCAUUGACCGCCAUGAUUGGUUAUUCCAACCAAUUUCUCCGCAUGGAUAUGACGGAAAUGAUGUCCAUUCUAUUCCAUGAGUGCACUAAUGGGGGCAAUGUCAAUAAUGUUUGCCAAACUUCGUCUCAGUGGCGCAUAGCCAACUCCCUACUGCUGGCCACUUUUAUCCGAAUUGGACUCGUUGUCGUGUCUUAUGGCUGCAAGGUCCCCGCUGGAAUAUUCGUACCUUCAAUGGCUAUUGGCGCAACUUUUGGUCGGAUGAUCGGAAUCAUGGUCAAGGCGAUGUACCAAGCGUACCCGACAUCUGGUAUAUUUGCGGUGUGUGUGCCGGAUGUACCCUGCAUCACUCCGGGUACCUAUGCGUUUCUUGGGGCUGCUGCAUCACUGAGUGGUGUGAUGCGGAUAACGGUGACUGUUGUGGUCAUUAUGUUUGAGCUUACAGGUGCUCUGACAUACAUCCUUCCAACGAUGAUCGUGCUUCUGGUUACCAAAGCUGUCGGUGAUUUCCUGGGUACGAAUGGAAUCGCGGACGAAAUGAUCCGAUUCAAUGGCUUCCCGUUCCUCGAGAAGGAGGACCACGCUUACAACGUGUCUGUGUCGGCCGUAAUGAGGAAGGAUCUGUACACGCUUAACGAAUCAGGCAUGAGAGUCAAGGACGUGGAGGCUGCCCUUGCUGCAACUAAUUUCAAAGGCUUCCCUCUCGUAGCGGAGGAUGGCUCACGAAUGUUGGGAGGAUAUAUUGGUCGAACUGAACUGCAAUAUGUGCUAGAACGAACGCGGAAGACACAAGAUAUUGAGCCUGACACAUUGUGUUCUUUCAAGCCGGAAGCUACGGAAGAAGAUGGAGAAGAUUUCGAUCUCGGUGGCGGUCUUGCCGCCGGCAUUGAAGAAGAUUUCGCGCACGAACUGCUAGAGAACACGACGCUGGGACAACAAAUCAAAUUCUGGCCAUGGGUUAAUCAGGCUGGUACUCCAUUGACAGUGUCGCCCCAGCUUCCACUAGAAAUUGUCAUGCAGCUAUUCAAACGGAUGGGGCCACGCGUUAUUCUCGUCGAAGACCAUGGCGUGCUCGCUGGCCUUGUGACUGUUAAGGACGUUUUACGGUGGAUUGCCAUUGAAAAACCAGAGCGAGAACCAUCCUGGGACGAGCGGGGCGGUCUUGACGGCAUGUUAGAAGAGAUAUGGUCGUGGGCAUCCGGGAUCGUCCAGCCCGUUAUGUCAUGGAGUGCGAACCUGCUUCACCGAAGAUGA